AUGGGUAUCCUCCGGAAUCCGUUCGGAUUAUUCCAAGACUUUCUGGCCAACUGCUUCUAUCAUUACGGACUGUUAAUAUGCCGCCGCCCACGUCUUUUCACUCUCGGCCCUCUUCUUCUCACCAUCGUCUUCUCCUUCGGAAUCCUGAACAUGCGCAUUGAAGUGAGUUUCUGCUGCCCGGCCGUUCCGUAAUCUGAUUAUGUAUUCAGGAUGAUUUGCGUUUUCUGUACUCUCCCAAACAGUCGCUCUCUCGGGUUGAGUACCAAGUACACAAAGAAUUCAGUGGAGACUCGAAGAACAAGUGAGUCUUUUCUCUGUGCCGAUGCACCAUGUCCAAUUGCAGCUCUUUUGUGGCCAUCACUAUUCAAACAAACUCCGAGGAUAAAAACUUACUCAAGAAAGAUUUGGCACAAAAAUUGAUUCAACUGAACAAAUAUGUACUUGAAAAGAUGAAUGUGCAAGUGGAUGGAAGAACUGUAAGCGAAUUAUCUUAGAAUUAUGUUUAUAAAUGUGAAAUUAAAUAUGAUUUCAGAUUAAUUUCGGUAAGGAAGUGUGCUCCAGAAUGAAGCAAUGCGAGCUGAGUAACACAAUUGCCACAAUCUUCUUGGACACGUUUUGGAGUGAAAAAGUAAAAAAUAUUUACGAGAUUUGCAAUAACUUGUGACUAUUUACAGCUCCGCAAAGAUCCGCGAAUUCAAAUCGAGUACCCGACAAUGAAGUUUUUCGACAACAAGUUCUUCCUUCCAACGCAUUUCUACGGAGUCAAGACCGGAGGGCCUCUGGGCAUUCAGAGCAUCGACAUGAUCCAUUUCAUUUAUCAGAUUCCCGCUUAUAACGAGGUUAGACCCAAGCCAAUUGAAAUAAUUGAAACUUAAAAUGACAUUUUGCAGCAUACUUCCGAAGAAAUGUCAAAGAUCUUCGAGAUAUCACUGAAUGCGGUUCUCGACAAUCAGGCCACUUUCGACACUUCAAUGUUCAGUCUGUCGAUUCUCAAGGUCAUUUGACAAUUAGAAAAGAUUGGAAACUGGACAUUUUCAGGAUGAAAUGCAGAAAAAUGCCACGUACACGAUGCCGUUCAUCUCGCUCACGGUCCUUCUUCUACUCUGCUUCACAGUUGGCUCAUGGUACGUGAAUGAAUCCAUAAGGUCUUACAGACACUUUUAACUGGAAUUGCAGCAUGACUGACAACUGGGUCACCUCUAAACCCAUCGAAGCAAUGAUCGGAAUCCUCGUUUCGUCGAUGGCGAUAGUCUCUGCCGGAGGUUUACUCUUCGCCCUGGGCGUUCCGUUCAUCAACCAGGUCACCGUGAUGCCCUUUAUUGCGCUGGCGAUCGGAGUGGACGACGUCUACGUGAUGCUCGGUGCGUGGCAGGAUACGAAGAAGUCUCUGUCGCCCGAGAAGCGAAUGGCUCUGGCGCUCGCAGAAGCCGGAAGCGCCAUCACAGUCACCUCGAUCACUUCCGUCCUCUCUUUCGGAAUCGGAACGUUCUCAACCACUCCAGCCAUUGCAAUCUUCUGCCAGUUUAUCUGCGUCGCCAUAAUGUUUGAUUGGUUCUACCAGUUGACAUUCUUUGCGGCGGUGAUGGCGAUGGGCGCGAAACGGGAAGCAGCUGGAUAUCAUUGUGUGUUCGUUUGGAAACGAUGCAGCCGGGAGGAGAUCGAGAAGGGGAAGAGCGAGAAAGCAAUCUCUCCGACGAGAUACUUCUUCGAAAACUACUUUGCGCCGGUCAUAUGUCAUCCUUUCGUCAGAAUAUUUAUGGUAGUAAAGAGAACUGAUUAGCUCCGUGACGUUCUCAUUUCCAGCUCAUUCUCUACGUCGUCUACAUUGCCAUUUCAUUCUACGGAUGCUCCCAACUCAUUCCCAAUUUGACGCCUUCUCGUCUAGUCGUCGACGAUUCUCCACUCAUUCCAUACCUUCAUCUGGCCGAGAAUAAGAUUUGGGCGGAAGGAUUGAUCGGAAGAAUUUAUGUGAACAAUGCUCCAGAUUUCAGUAAACAGCCUGAAAAAGUUGGUGAUAAACGAGAAAGAGUAGAAAAUGGGAAGAUUUGCAGGUGGAAAGAAUGCUGGAAAUGGUGCGCGAACUGGAGUCGACUCCGUAUUCAAUGGGACCCAAUUCGACAAAUUUCUGGCUGACAGACUUCAACAAUUACAGACAGUUCUUUUUCCAAGAGGAUGCAAAGUAAGAACAUCUUACCUUCCCCCUAUACUAACUUGUUUUCGUUCCAGAUUCUACGAAACUCUAAAAUCGUUCCUCCAAGUUUCAUUCAACAGUCAUUGGGAGACUGACCUCGUUUGGAACACUCCGGACAAAUCAUCAAAAGUGACCUACUCUUUCUCUCUCUCUUCCUCUUACUCUAUCCCAAAACAAUUAUCUUUGCAGGGUGGAACGAAGGUUGACAAGUUUGUGUUUACAACGGCGUUCAAGAUUUCCGAUUGGAAUGUCCGAACGUCCCUUUUGCUGACGUGGAGAAACAUUACUUCAAGAUAUCCAGAGUUCGAAGCACUAGUUUUCGACGAGAACAACUUCUACAGUGACCAGAUGCUCGAGCUGCAGUCGACGAUCCUCUCCUCCCUCGGCACGGCCAUCCUCACCCUCAUCACCGUCUGCAUUCUGUUCAUCGCCGAGUCUUCGAUAGUCUUCUGGGUCGUCUGCACUCUCAUUUCCAUGGACAUCGGCACUGCUGGCUUCCUUUCUCUUUGGGGAGCCGACUUGGAUCCGACAACUGUCGUUAACAUACUUGUGAGUACUUCUAACCGCUACCCAAAAUGCCUUUUCGUUUUUUAAGAUGUCCAUCGGUCAGUGCAUCGACUUCGCCACGCAUGUCGGCUACCGAAUCUACCGAUCCGAGCAUUCUGACCCAGACGAACGGAUCAAGGACGCUAUGGGAGCGAUCGGAUGGCCAGUCGUCCAAGCCGGCUGCUCCACACUUCUGGCUAUUGUCGUGAUGCUCGCGGUUCCCUCCUCGGCCGUGCGAAUGUUCGCGCGAACAAGUGUGCUCGUCGUGGGCACCGGCUUCUUCCAUGGACUCCUUAUCCUUCCGAUCAUCAUCCGAUCUUUCGCAACGAAUGCGAAAGCGCACGUUCCAACUCAUCCCCAUUAG
Caenorhabditis sp. 36 PRJEB53466 is the source of this 3101-nucleotide messenger RNA. The record is from the annotation of a GenBank genome assembly. Lineage: Eukaryota; Metazoa; Nematoda; Chromadorea; Rhabditida; Rhabditidae.